ACAUUGCAUCUUAUUUUGGAAAUGCACUUUUUAUAUUACAAAACUUAAAAAAUUGUUUGGUAUUGUGCUUGAAAAUGAUGCGUAACAGUAGCAUUCUACAUAAGAUCCUCAUAAAUCAGUAUGAUUUUUGUUGCUUAUGCCUUAAUCAAAUAAAUAUUAAAUUAAGAAUAGAAGAUGAAGUUUUGUUAAAAAAUGAUCAGGGAGAGCUUUCGAUAAGAAUAUUGGAUGUUCUGCAACAUGUUCUUGGAGAAGACAUAUGCAACAUUGUAUCUACUUUUCAAGGAUUAUGCAAGAUGUGUGCCAAUACUGCGAUUAAAUGUUACACAUUUUUAAUUAAGGCUAAGGAAAAUUGUAAAAUUCUCAAAAACUAUGUUGAAGGUUUGUCGGAGAAACUAAAUAAUACUGGUAACUAUUAUAGCAGAUCGAAUUCAUUGUUUAUCACAUAUGAUUCCCAAAAUAAUAUUUUCGAAAAAUUCUUUGAUGUAUGUAAAAUAGAUUUCGUAUCAGCUGCAACAAAAAGGCUGAAUACUUUGUUACAAGACACCAAAAUAGAAGUGAAAAGUGAGCCCAACAUACAUUACGAACUAAAUCAGUUUGAUGUUAAGAAAAAAAAGAGAAAACACUAUGUCGAUUCGGUAAAAUUAAAAACAAGAGACAUGUUAUGUAAUAAAAAUGAUGCAAGCACACUAAAAUGUAAGAUAUGUAUGAGAGUAUAUCCAUGCCUCUCUAACUUAAGAAAUCAUUUCAUAAGAGUGCAUGCACCAAAGAAAUAUAAGUGCACAAUCUGCAGUAAGAAAUUUGGUUCCUUAUCUUUAGUUGAAGCACACGAAGACGAAAGCCAUUGCAAGUUAAUUUGCAAGGAUUGCGGGAAGACCUUUAGUAAUCGUCACUCAUUAAAAGUCCAUGAAGUUGGACAUUAUUUGCGUAUAGUGUGCCCUGACUGUGGAAGAGUAUAUAAAAGUCGGACGACUUAUAAAAAACACAAAGAUUUAGAUAUAUGCAGCCAAAAAAGCAGAGCGUCAUCCGAAAAUGCUAAAUUCACAUGUGAUUAUUGCAACAAAAGGUAUACGCAAAAAGUGUCCCUCCGUGUUCACAUACAGUACGAACAUGGGAACUACAAAAGUCACGAGUGUAAGUGGUGUAAAAAGAAGUUCUUCGCUCCAAGCAGGCUAAAAGCUCAUAUAGUUACGCAUACGCAAGAGAAGAAAUACAGUUGCACAACUUGUGGUGGCAAAUUUGUUUCAAAGGAGUCCUUAUUAUAUCAUACGAGAACUCAUACUGGCGAAAAACCUUUCAAAUGCGAGUUUUGUGAUAAACGUUUUCUAUCUGCCUCACGAAGAACUGAUCAUAGAAAACGUCACCAUCCCACACAAUCAUUUCAAUGUAAAAUCUGUGAUGCUAAGUAUAAUACAUGGACAUGUUUACAAAAACACAUGAAAUCCCAUGUAGAUCAAAGCACUGAAACAGUUGAUACAGCAAAUGAUCUCUGAAAUAUAUGUGUAAGUAUAUUA
Aricia agestis (brown argus) is the source of this 1511-nucleotide messenger RNA. Its product is annotated as zinc finger protein 878-like. The transcript is spliced from 2 exons. Lineage: Eukaryota; Metazoa; Arthropoda; Insecta; Lepidoptera; Lycaenidae. The record is from RefSeq and is a predicted model, not a curated record. Bases 75 to 1490 code for a protein of 471 amino acids.